This is a messenger RNA of Schistosoma rodhaini, 2116 nucleotides long. Lineage: Eukaryota; Metazoa; Platyhelminthes; Trematoda; Strigeidida; Schistosomatidae. The record is from the annotation of a GenBank genome assembly.
CCUUAACAAAAAAAUCAAUUUGUCGUCUGUUGGAUUGAGUCAGCUUGAGAAAUGGAUUUAGAUGUAUUUGGUAGCUCUGAGUGGAACUAUUUCCUACAUAAUCAAACAACUUAUUCAAGUACUCCCUCUACAGUAUAUCCGAGAAUGAGUUCUGAGAGAUAUCCAGAAAUACCACCUCCCAAUUCACCAUCAGAGAGCUCAGUGGAUUCAAGCACAGCUGGAUGUACAGCAGAAGAAACGGGGCCUACAUUGAGUGAGUAUCCUGGACAAUCAGAAACAAAUUUUAAUCAGAUACCCGGUAGUGAAGCAGGUAGUUUCUCCGACCAACGUUCGAACAAUGCAACUGCUCCAUUUUCAAACCAACAAGGUUAUACAAAUCCUUCUUAUGGCAAUAAUCCAUCUGCUACAUCAUAUGUACCAGGUACAACCUCAUUCAAUAUUGAUUAUGCAAGUCAAAUGCAAAGUCCUUAUAUUGCUGGAAAUCCUACUUCACAAAAUUUCCAAACAAACUACUUUCCCACUCCCCUUUCAUUUCAGUCGACUGAGUUUUCAGGCUCAUGCAGAGUUUAUGGGUUUGCUGAAUCAGCUCCACAUGAAGAUAUAAUGAAACCAACAUUAGGACCUAAGCAAGAUUUCUGUGUUGAACAUGACUGUAAACGUUUAAAGAAAGCUAUGGAUAGAUUAAAGACAAAAGAAAGCGUAAUAAUUGAAGUAAUGGGUCGUCGACCUGUUGUUCAACGUGUAGCAAUUCUACAAAAAUAUGAAUCACUGUAUAAAGAAAAUUUACCUUCCAAAUUUAGUUCUGAAUUAGCUGGAUAUUUAAAAGAUUGUCUGAUUGCGUUAUGCUUUACACCAGCAGAAUUCGAUGCAAUCGAACUACGUAGAGCAAUGAGAGGACCUGAUACCGAUGAAGAUACAAUAAUUGAAAUUCUUUGUUCAAGAACAAAUGAACACAUCAAAAGAAUCAAGAAUGUUUAUCCAAAACUAUUCAAUGGACGUGAUUUAGAGGAUGAUGUAAACAGUGAUAGUACAAAUCAUUUCAAACGUAUAUUCCUAACUCUAUUAAAAGGGGAUAGAGAUGAAUUUACAUUUGUAGAUAGAAAUCAUGUACAAAGAGAUGUGGAAGAAUUAAUGAAUACAGUUAAACAAGAUAUUAGAAUAGAUGAAUCAAAAUUCUUUCCUAUAUUGGCUGCAAGAUCGUAUGCUCAUUUACGAGUUGUAUUCAAUGAAUAUAUGCGCAUUGGUAAAUAUAGUAUGGAAGAUACUUUAAAGUUCAGAAUGAGUGGAAAUACACUCAGUGCUUUACUUUCUAUAGUUCGUUGUAUACAAAAUAAACCACGAUAUUUUGCGGAAAAAUUAUUAAAAGCCAUGCAACAUGUUGAAGCAGAUGACACAACACUUAUUCGUAUUAUUGUCUCUCGUUGUGAAAUUGAUUUGAAAAAUAUUUUGAAAGAGUUUUAUAAAAUGACAAGAAAAACUUUGGACGAAUGCAUAUGUUUUGAUAAUGGAUAUUUUGUAAACGAAGUAUCAAACCAGAUAAAUCUAUUUAUCGAUCCCGCAUUAUGGAAUAGAACACCAAGUAAUUAUCGUCGGCUGUUAUUGAAGCUUAUCAGGGGAUAAGUAAAUUCGUCAAACAAUUACGAAUUCAUUAUUUAAACGUCAACGACUUUCUUCUUUACAAUAUUUACUUGCUGAUGUUUUAACUCACAAUGAACAAAAGUAUUUGCCUCAUUUAACAAACACCAUAUUAACAAAUGAAAAUAUUGUUCACACUUAAUUCCUAUCUGCCCCCUCCUCUCUCCCUUUCUCUCUCUUUCACUCUCCCUCUCUCUCUUGCUCUGUCUUCACCCUCUACUCCAUUUGUUUCAUCUCCUACGAAGAUGUAGUAAUAAGAUAUAUUUGCUUAACUGUUUUACCUAAAUGAAUAAAUGGAUUUGUUCUGAAAUUAUUUUGGUAAAGCAUUUACUGAGAGUAGUGAGUGGAGUGAAGCAAGUUGAAAAUAGGUGAUAGAUAUUAGCAUACUCAACUGAAUGAUCAUUAAGUUCUUUAUCGUGAUUACCCUGAUAAGUCAAAUCGGUGAUCAACUAAAGAGAGAUACAUUCAGCGUCAGUUCAUG